Molecule: messenger RNA, 2898 nt
Organism: Arachis stenosperma
Lineage: Eukaryota; Viridiplantae; Streptophyta; Magnoliopsida; Fabales; Fabaceae
Exons: 4
Coding region: 411-1895 (494 amino acids)
Biological process (GO): transmembrane transport
Cellular component (GO): membrane
Molecular function (GO): transmembrane transporter activity
Source: RefSeq, a predicted model, not a curated record
CAAAUUUUGGAGGAAAACGCUAGCGUAGGCAACGGGUUCCACGUAUGACUCGAGAGUCAAAUUAGAAGUAAUGAAAAUCAAAGUUGAAUUAAAAUCACAGUAGAAGUGGCAGAGUCUAAGAGGAUAGGUGUGAUUGGCUUCACUAUUGAGACAGUUUGAUUUAUCCUUCGUAUCUUUCGCUCGUCUUUUUAGUUCGGUUCGGAGAUAACAAUAAUAUUGUGGCAGUGCCUAUGUUACUGUUUUAAAAUAAAAUAAAGAGAAAGUAUUUGUUCAGUUAAGUUUGUUGGUGUUGGUGGUUUCAAAUUUAGUAAUAGUAUUUGGGAAAGGAGUUGAAACCGAAGAGCGUGAGAUCCGAUUCGUGUUCUUAAUUACACGUUGACUUGCCGUUUUCAUUCGUCAAAUUCAAUCUGAUGCAUAUUCGGACCCAAAGACAUAGCGCUCUUUCUCCAUCCAAAUCUCGCAUUCCCAGUCUCAAACAUUCUCAAAUCAUGAAGACAACACAGAUUUUCGGUGUGUCUCUCUCGCUCAUUCUUAUCAACCUGGCCGCUAUCAUGGAGAAAGCCGAUGAAAAUCUUCUUCCAUCUGUCUACAAGGAAGUUAGCGAAGCAUUUAAUGCCGGACCAUCUGAUUUGGGUUACCUCACAUUCAUAAGGAACUUUGUUCAAGGACUAUCAUCCCCCUUGGCUGGAAUACUUGUUCUAAACUAUGAUCGCCCUGUAAUUCUUGCAAUGGGAACUUUUUGCUGGGCUUUAUCUACAGCAGCCGUUGCCGCUUGCCACGAUUUUAUGCAGGUUGCAUUCUGGAGAGCUAUAAAUGGCUUUGGUUUGGCAAUAGUGAUUCCAGCACUACAGUCUUUCAUUGCUGAUAGCUACAAGGAUGGUGUGAGGGGAACUGGAUUUGGAUUAUUAAGCCUUAUUGGUAACUUAGGAGGCAUAGGAGGCGGUGUUUUGGCCACAGUCAUGGCUGGGAAGCAGUUUUGGGGGAUACAAGGGUGGCGAUGUGCUUUUGUUUUGAUGGCAACCUUGAGUGCAUCGAUUGGACUCCUUGUUUUACUUUAUGUGGUUGAUCCAAGAAAAAGAUCUACCACCAUUCAUGAUGCUACUGACAGUUUAGAUAGGGAUGAAGGUAUCUAUAAAGGCAAUGCAAGUGCAGCAUCAAUAUGGAUGGACUCUUGUGCUGCCACAAAAGCUGUGAUCAAAGUGCAAACAUUUCAAAUCAUUGUGUUACAGGGCAUUAUUGGGUCACUACCAUGGACUGCCAUGGUGUUCUUCACAAUGUGGUUCGAACUAAUUGGGUUUGAUAAUAACAGUUCAGCAACACUCCUCAGCCUUUUUGCUAUUGGAUGUGCAAUGGGGUCCUUCAUGGGUGGAUCAAUAGCUGAUCAACUGUCACAAGUGUACCCUCAUUCUGGUCGAAUCAUGUGUGCGCAGUUCAGCGCCUUUAUGGGCAUUCCAUUCUCAUGGUUUCUCCUUAAGGUGAUCCCUCAGUCUGUAAGUAGUUACCUCACCUUUUCUGUCACCCUGUUUCUGAUGGGUCUAACUAUAAGCUGGAACGGUUCGGCUGCAAAUGCCCCUAUGUUUGCUGAGGUAGUCCCCGUCAAACAUAGGACCAUGAUUUAUGCAUUUGAUCGAGCUUUCGAAGGCUCGUUUUCCUCGGUUGCGGCUCCACUGGUUGGAAUUCUAUCUGAGAAAAUAUUUGGCUACAAUGCAAAGUCUGUUGAUCCUAUUAAAGGAUCUUCACCGGAGGCUCUGGCUUUGUCCAAGGGUCUUCUUUCAAUGAUGGCAAUUCCAUUUGGAUUGUGCUGUUUGUGCUACACACCACUCUACUACAUAUUCAAGCGGGACCGCGAAAAUGCUAGAAUGGUCGCUUUGAAAGAGCAGGAGAUGAUGAUUUGAGAGUCAACUGGUUGUAUAGUUAAUAUUGGUUGAUCAUGUGAAACUGUCCACUGUUUUUGAGACUUGCGGUGUCUCAAUUGGACUUUAAAUCAACGCUAUCACCUUUUGCAGUAACUCAACAUUUGGAAGCUGAAACCAUCUCCAAACAAUAUAAUGACAUCAUUUGUCCUUUUAUAUUGGAGGCUUCUUACUGAUGAAGGAACUCCUUCACUCUUGAGAUGACAAAUCUGGCUGGGAGGAUCAGAAAUUUGUUCCGGCGCUUAUAAUAUUCUUGCGAUGGCAAUUAUGGCUUGAACUGAUCAGAAAUUUUCAAUAGGUUCUUUAGCUAACACCAUACCAAAUUGAGGAUAUGUAACUUGUGGUCACUGUUAAUUGAUAAUAUCAUUGUGUUAUCCUCCUGUGUUUUUGCACUCUGUAUACACAAUUAUACUUUUAUGUUUUGGUCACUGCUGAAAUUAAUAACUUCACUCGGCCUAUCGACAAAAACCUCAAAAAGAAAUUUCAUUGUAUUCAGCUUAAUAGCUGCAUGAUUUUAGGGAAUUUCACAUCUAUUCACCUUGUUUAUGUAUUAGAUAUACUUCACAUUUCACACCCAUAAAAGGCUUCUGAGCCCUUUCGGGAUAUGCUACGCAGAUGGAGAGACAAGGAAAAUAGUAAACAAUAAAUCAAACAGAAAAUGCAAGGGAGAUAAGAGACAAGUAUUGAUCACCGAACCCAUUUUCUGCUUGGUCCCCUUUAGAAUAACAUUUCAUUGUCAACACUCAAUUAACGCACAGAAGUUACAAUAGCAUUCCAUCUGUUUGGCUUUAAGAUGCGCUUGGUGGUCUUUGCAAGGAAAAUAACAGACUGAUGAAAGGAAAAUCCCAAUUUUAGAAUCAAUUUUACAAACCAUGGGCCUUCAAAGCAUUGAUAGUAAAUUUUAACAGGCGUCGAGCUUCAGUCUAGAUACAGCGUGGGAAAAAGGUUUGCCCCACAUAUCCACCAGCCAUGGCCCUCCUCACAU